Molecule: messenger RNA, 2817 nt
Organism: Seriola dumerili (greater amberjack)
Lineage: Eukaryota; Metazoa; Chordata; Actinopteri; Carangiformes; Carangidae
Gene: qpctla
Product: glutaminyl-peptide cyclotransferase like
Exons: 7
Coding region: 521-1705 (394 amino acids)
Molecular function (GO): zinc ion binding; glutaminyl-peptide cyclotransferase activity
Source: RefSeq, a predicted model, not a curated record
GUUUCGCCAUUUGAUCAGAGACUAUGCUAAACUGUCCUAUAAUGUGAAGGCGUAAAAUUUGUACAUUUUUUACUCGGAGGUCUGCACCACAAGAGUUAUACACGUUUGCUGCAUGGUCACUUUGAUGCAGUUUUCCCAUUAGCUGCUGUUACUGGAUAUAAAAUGAGUUUAAGGCAGGGUGAAGAGCUGCUGCUCCAUGAACAGCAGGAGCCAGAGAAACCCACAGAAUGAAUGUUUCUGUGUAUCCUGGAUUAACUGGAUCAAAGAAGCACUUAAAUCAGUCAUGUCUGCUGAGGAGUCGGCUGCUGGGAGACUGGGACCUCAAAAGACAGACUAAAAGCGAAGGAUGAAUCAUUAUGUUGAAACAGGACUGUUGCAAACACAGACUGUUUCCCCCGACUCAGCUUAGUUUAGCCUCCCCUCGACUUCCUGUGUGAAUUUCCCUCCUGCGUUGGGCAGUUUCCACACGUCGCCCUAAGGACUCACUGAGCCCCAGUAAAAAGACACUGUAUCUCCAGUCAUGUCCAGGUCCAGUCGACGGUACAAGCCUCUGCAGCAGAGCAACGGCAGCGGCUCUUUCCCUAGCUGUGACCGGGUUCGGAUGCCCCGGGCCCGGGUACUGCUGUUCUGUCUCCUCGGGUUUCUGGUGCUAGCGGUGGUGCUGGGAGUCUACCUGUCCAACGACACAACCAGUGGAUACGUGAACCGCCUGCCCACCGCGGAUCUGACCAAAGACAGGUUAUCCCACAAACCCAGUAAGUGCUCUCCAGCUCAACUCCGCCGCCUGGCCUCUCAGGUGGACGGGACUCGUCUGUGGGAGACUCACCUGAGGCCCAUCCUGAUAGAGAGGCUCCCAGGGACACAGGGCAGCCUGGCCGUACAGCAGCACAUCACCUCCACCCUGUCCUCGCUGUCUGCUGGCUGGUCCAUAGACCCAGACUCCUUCAAGUCUCCAACCCCUAGAGGCCCGGUCACCUUCACUAACAUCGUUGCCACUCUGGACCCUUCAGCCCCUCGGAGGCUGCUCCUGGCCUGCCACUAUGACUCCAAGGUCCUGCCUCCCGACCCCCAUGCGCCAGAGAAGGUGUUUCUCGGGGCCAGUGACUCGGCAGUGCCCUGUGCUAUGAUCCUGGAGCUCGCCACUUCUCUGGAUGCCCAGCUUAGAUCAUUCAAACAGCAGAAACUUCCAGUCUCCCUUCAGCUCGUGUUUUUUGACGGUGAGGAGUCGUUUGAAGAGUGGACGGCCACGGACUCGCUGUACGGCUCUCGCCACCUGGCUGAGCGGAUGGCCAACACGCCUCACCCCGCAGGCUCCUCACACACCACCAUGCUCCAGGCUGUGGACCUUUUUGUGCUGCUAGACCUGCUCGGCGGUCCUGACCCACUGAUCGCCAAUCACUUUGAUAACACGGCACGCUGGUUUGAUCGUCUGAUUGCUGCAGAGAAGAGACUCCAUCGACAGGGCCUCUUGACAUCUCACCCCUCUGAGCAGACGUACUUUAGGAAGGAUGUUUAUCUUGGACCUGUCCAGGACGACCACAUCCCCUUCCUUCACAAAGGUGUCCCUGUGCUACAUGUCAUUGCCACUCCCUUCCCACAGUUCUGGCAUACGCUGGACGACACAGAGGAGAACAUGCACCGUCCCACUGUAGAGAACCUGACCAAGAUCAUGGCUGUGUUUCUGGCUGAAUACCUGGGCUUCUGAACACAAAACACAAACAUUAACAGAUGUUAGAGGUGAAGGUCCACACAGCUGUCACCUGAAACCCUCUGCUCACUGUUACCCUGUUCUGGAGUACUAGUGCUGUUUAUCUCACUGGUUACGAAUAAAGGACCAGGUGCACAAGAGGAGACCCCGAUGAAAUGAACUAAAUGGAACUGGGAUACCAGCUGAACUUUGCCAAAGACUUGUCCCUGCUGGUCCGGUUUCCUUGUUUUCAUUUAAUGAAUGAGUUGGAGGCCCUUCUCCAACUGUCUGGGAAUGUGAAGUGGAUACAGAGUCUUAAUUAAAAUUUUAUUGUAAUGGCUAAUGAGCACGGUACCUGAGGGGAACCUGGGAAAUGUGUUUGUGAUUUCAAAAGCCCUCUAAAUUAAUACUUUUGCUUAAUUCCUGUUAAAACAAAAUCUUAGCCUUAUCCAUAUUAUUAAUCAUUGAUUACUAUUAUUUACCCCAUUAAUAUGAUUGAGAUGCACUACUGUCUUUUUAAUAACAGACUUCACAAUCAGUUGAGCUCUCUGAGCUGCUGUGAACACUGUUCGUACAGUGAAAAUGGUGACAGCUAGGUCAUUUCUGUGAAUAAUCUUCAUUUUAUCUUCACAUGAGUGAAGCUCCUCUUGGCCUUACAACCUGCUAUUAUUAAUGGCUAGCUAUAUUAUGUGGCUGUACUGCACAGUUUGUGUCUGUGUAAUGAUAUUAGAGUGAAAAGCCAAUGAAUGUGAUUUUACACCAAGGUGUAGGGAAAAGUCAGCAAUAAAGUUUUAAUGGUUUCAGAUUUUGAUGCACCUUUGGGAAGUCAAAACACAAAAAUGCUGAUGAACAUUUUACCAGCUUAGUCUCAUCUUUCCUUUAACCAGAUGAAGAACAUGAUUGUUAUAAAUGUCUUGAUACCAUGUGGGAACAUAGUGUGUAAGGAUGAGUGAGAGACUUUCCAAUGUGUGUCGAUCCUCUGCAGGGCUUUGCAGCACAUCUGUGAACUGGUAUGUUGAAUUUAAAUCCAGCCAUAUGUCGCUUACUUUUAAAGUCUGUCUUAUAUUGUGUUCUAUGUUUAAGUCAAGGUACAAUGUCUGCUGAGUCAUGUUUUGGUAAUAAAACUUUAC